GGCGGAGCGUGGAGGUGCGGACGCGAGGCGCGGGCCUCCGCGCGGAGGCCUGGACUGCGCGGCCAGGUGAUGGUGGGCCCCUGUGCUUCUCCAGAGGAAAGGGGACCCCCAGAGCAGCUGUGCCCCCAGGCUGCCCCAGCAAGCCGUUUGGACAUCAGCCGUAGGGAAGUCGGGCAGCUGUGAGUUUGCCUGUCUCCGUUAAGUGUCCUUAGGAUGCAGUGAUUUAAGGCAUCAGGCUCUCCCUGCGGGAGGGGCCCUGCCUGCGCUGGUGAACUCGGUUCAGAGAAAAAGGACAGAAUGAUGCUUUCCGAGCAAGCCCAAAAGUGGUUUCCGACCCACGUGCAGGUCACAGUGCUCCAAGCCAAAGAUCUUAAGCCAAAAGGCAAAAGUGGCACCAAUGACACAUACACUAUAAUUCAGCUGGGCAAGGAAAAGUACUCCACCUCUGUAGCCGAGAAAACCCUUGAGCCAGUCUGGAAGGAAGAGGCCUCUUUUGAGCUGCCUGGUUUGCUAAUGCAGGGGAAUCCAGAGAAAUACAUCCUUUUCCUCAUAGUUAUGCACAGGUCCCUGGUGGGUCUGGAUAAGUUUUUAGGGCAGGUGGCCAUCAAUCUCAAUGACAUCUUUGAGGACAAACAAAGAAGGAAAACAGAGUGGUUUAGUUUAGAAUCCAAACAAGGAAAAAGAGCCAAAAACAGGGGUGAGAUAAAGGUCAAUAUUCAAUUUAUGAGGAACAAUAUGACAGCAAGUAUGUUUGACUUAUCAAUGAAGGACAAAACAAGAUCUCCUUUUGCAAAAUUAAAAGAUAAGAUGAAAGGUAGAAAAAAUGAUGGGACAUUUUCUGAUACAUCUUCUGCAAUCAUUCCAAGUUCUCACAUGCCUGAUGCCAAUACUGAAUUUUCAAGUAGUGAAAUACAGAUGAAAUCUAAACCAAAAAAGCCUUUCCUUUUGGGUCCUCAGCGACUCUCUUCAGCGCAUUCAAUGUCUGAUUUAACUGGGGCCCAUGUAUCCACGGAGAAGCUGAAGUCUGGCACCGUUGCUCAAACGCAUCUUCUCGGACACCAGAUAGGUUCCUUUGGAGCAGUUCCGGAAAGUGGAAGUCUCAGAUCUCCACACAGAAGAACAUUAAGCUUUGAUACUUCUAAAAUGAACCAACCUGACAGCAGUGUGGGUGAAGGUGAAUCGUCUUUCGGAAGACAAAAUGACCCAUUUACAAAUGUGACUGCUUCAUUACCCCAAAAAUUUGCAACACUGCCAAGGAAGAAAAAUCCAUUUGAAGAAAGCAGCGAAUCAUGGGACAGCAGCAUGAAUUUAUUUUCAAAAUCAACUGAAGUAAGAAAAGAAAAUAAAAGAGAAAAAAGGGAGAAAGUUAGCCUGUUUGAAAGAGUGACUGGAAAAAAAGACAGCAGAAGAUCUGAUAGACUUAACAAUGGGGGAUCUGAUAGCCCUUGUGACUUGAAAUCACCUAAUGCAUUUAGUGAAAAUCGUCAGGACUAUUUUGAUUAUGAGUCAACUAAUCCGUUUACAACAAAAUUCAGGGCUUCAAAUAUAAUGCCAUCUUCAAGUUUUCAUAUGAAUCCGACAAGUAAUGAAGACCUCAGGAAAAUCCCGGACAGCAACCCUUUUGAUGCCACUGCAGGCUAUCGUAGUCUCACCUACGAGGAGGUACUGCAGGAGCUGGUAAAACACAAAGAGCUCCUUAGGAGGAAAGACUCUCACAUCCGGGAGCUGGAGGACUACAUCGACAACCUCCUCGUAAGGGUGAUGGAGGAGACGCCCAGCAUUCUCAGAGUGCCGUACGAACCAUCCAGGAAAGCUGGCAAGUUCUCCACUAGUUCAUAAGCCAGUGGUACUGCAUUUAUAAUUGGGGGAAAAAGAAAGGAAGAAAGAGAGAAAAAAUAGGAGAAACGCUCGUUACUGAGAGAGACCACACUACCAGGUUUCAUUCCAUACCCUCCUUCAUUGUGAAGACCUGUUUCACCUGUAAAUAUUAGCAGGGACUAUCAAGAGAGACCUUUGAAGUGAGCUAAAUAAUUUAAACCCUUAAAGUGAAGAUGGGCCAGAUUCUCGUGAACAAGCAGUUCCUUAGGAUUCACUUAGGUGCUGGUGCCGGCCCACUAAUCUGCCAUAGGCCCAAGAGUAUCUUCAGAAGUACAUGACUUAUUCCUCAGGAACAGAUUUCUCAUCAAGCAGAAUUGAUACUGUGGUUGGUUUCUCAGAAGUCAAUUUGUACAGAUUUAGCUGCAGGAAUACUGCUCAUUAUAAACACUACUAAAAAAAAAGUUCAUAUUUUAUAUACAUAUAUGUACAUGAAUAAUCUCUUCAUGUAUCUUUGUAUAUAAAAUACAUGCAUAUACCUCAUAUAUACAUGUGUUUUUAGAACAUUUAAAGACAACUAGUUGCCUCUAAAACUAGGAUACCAAUUAGGAUUUCUUAAUUUGAAAAUAUAUGUGUGCUCUGUCAAUGCAAAACAAAUCGUCAUUGCUACUAUAACGGUUUGUUACACAGAAGCUGCUUCAAAUCACGCUUGACUAUGUGAACCUUGGUUUCAAAAUAAGCUGCUACUAUAUAUUAUUCCAGCAUCAAAUCUUUUCUCUUUUUCCAAA
Lipotes vexillifer (Yangtze River dolphin) is the source of this 2603-nucleotide messenger RNA. It is a transcript of the gene RAB11FIP2, whose product is annotated as RAB11 family interacting protein 2. Gene Ontology annotation, cellular component: phagocytic cup; endosome. Gene Ontology annotation, biological process: regulated exocytosis. The record is from RefSeq and is a predicted model, not a curated record. Gene Ontology annotation, molecular function: small GTPase binding. Lineage: Eukaryota; Metazoa; Chordata; Mammalia; Artiodactyla; Lipotidae. The coding region runs from base 298 to 1839 and encodes 513 amino acids. The transcript has 5 exons.